Molecule: messenger RNA, 3572 nt
Organism: Octopus bimaculoides (California two-spot octopus)
Lineage: Eukaryota; Metazoa; Mollusca; Cephalopoda; Octopoda; Octopodidae
Biological process (GO): regulation of transcription by RNA polymerase II
Cellular component (GO): nucleoplasm
Molecular function (GO): DNA-binding transcription repressor activity, RNA polymerase II-specific; RNA polymerase II cis-regulatory region sequence-specific DNA binding
Source: RefSeq, a predicted model, not a curated record
UGUUUCUAUUUUAUUUUGUAGGCAGAGGAAAUCUUAGACGACAACUGUAUAUUAUCUCCCACACAUCUUAGGAGUAUUCUUCAUCUUGCUGUGAUUCUUUCUUUACCAAUAUACAACUGUGAGCAAAGACAGAUGCCAGAGAACUAGCAUGGCUUCCAACGAGCGUGAUCUAGUUGAACGUCUUCUCCGACAAUCUAUUCUCACAUUAUGUCGGGAAACAAUUUCAUAUCAACACAGUUUAGAGGUUGAUGGGAUAGUUUGUAUCACUCCAGAAAAUGAAAACCAACAAAUUGUCAUUAAAGUUCAUGAGCAAAUUCAGAAGACAGGAAGUGGCUCAGAAAAUUCAUUUAUUAAAUAUGAAACACCAAAAUCUUACAAUAGCCAUCUUGCUAAAAGUUAUGAUCCUCUAUCCAUGUCAGAGUCUUUCUGUUCAAGUUAUUCAUCAAAGGACAAUACACGGGAGAGUAAACUUGGUGAUAAUAAAGUAGACCAUAAGGCAAUUAUUAAUGGACAUAACUCUAUUCGUGAAUCUGCUGAUGUUAGCCAGAGUACUGACCACAGCUCUUCACAACAGAAUACGCCAGUAUUGCAAAAAGCACGCGAUAAAGGAAAGAUGUGUAUCAGUUCCAAUAAUAGCUCCAGCUUUAUGCAGGAAAGCCUUGAUGAAAGUUUCUUAAGCUGCUCUGUAGCAUCAUCGAAUACUUCAUUAACAAUGGGAAAUCAAAGUAACACUUCUAGCACCCUGUGUGACUAUUCUCCCAACUUAAUGUUAAACAUGUCUCCAAAUGUCCCUGGUGCCAAGUCUUACACUGCCAUUCCAUGCAAACGCUGUGACAUAGUUCUUCCAGAUGCUCACACUUUUGAAAAACACAACCUUGCUGAGCAUUCAGUUUUUACUUGUAAUAUUUGCUAUAGGACAUUCACUGCCCGUAACAACCUGAAACGUCACAUUCGACUCCAUACAGGAUAUAAGCCCUAUACAUGCAAUAUCUGCUCCAGCAGUUUUACACGAAAAGACGACUUAAAAUUCCAUCUGUUAAAGCAUAAUUAUGAUAAGCCAUACCGUUGCAACCAAUGUGGAAAAGGUUACAUGGAUCGGUCCUGUUUAGCUAAUCAUAUGUUGAACGAACAUAGCUGCAAGUUGAUGCACGUUUGUCCUCAGUGUGGAGAAGGCUUCAAUAAUACACACAUGUUCAUGGAGCACAAGAAAAGUCAUCCAGAACUAAAAGAAUUUCAGUGUAGAUUGUGCAACUUUACUGGAAUCAACUCGCUAAUGUACCAAAAGCAUAUGCUGACCCAUGGCCAUAAAAAGACAUACCGCUGUGAUCCAUGUGAUCUGAGCUUUGAGGAACCGUUUAACUACACAGUCCAUUUGAAGCGCCACAGAAUAGAUCCGUCCUUUUCUUCCUACAUAUGUUGUUUCUGUGACAAUAAACUACCAACUUACAAACAGUUCAUCCGACAUGAGCACUCACAUGCGCAGAAUAAAGCACAUGCCUGUCAAUUUUGCAACAAACAAUUCCGCUACCCUUCUAAUCUCCGUGAGCACAUGGCGGUGCAUGAGCCAAGUGCUGACACGGAUGUGUCACAGCAAUACUGGUGCACUGAAUGUAACCAAGGUUUUGUCUCUGAAGAGCUGUUACGUUGCCAUAUAUUUGAAAUACAUGAGGUAAAUACAAAGAAAGAACCUAUUGACUCAAAAGCUGGAUUAAGCAACUUGAUCACAAAUGAUGUAGAAUCUUCUAGCAGUGAGUCUUUUCCCAGUGGUCAGAUGGAAGCUGACACUACUCAUUCAUCAAGUAAACCAGCAACUUUGGAUAAUAAUGACAUUGAGAUGACUGAAACACAAGAGUUUGGGGAUGCUGUAUCUGGCACAGAUGCAGAGGAAGAUUCUAAUUUAGUUAUUAAUGAAGAAAAUGAUGUAAACCAUGCACAAUCUUCUCAAGAGCUAUUUCCUCGACCACUAUCCAAUGGAGACAUCAAUAUUAAGCAAGAAUAUCCUGAUGAUUAUGAAGAUAGCACCGGCAGCAGUGCAACUUCAGAUGUAAACCUGGCUGAUUCUGUUAAAAACUCAGAAAACCAGAAAGAGUUAAGCCCUUCUUCACCAAUGUCAGAGUCUAAAUUGAAUCGCAAGUCUUCCGGCACUAAACCAUCUUGUUUUGAACGUGUUGUGACCCCUGAAAUUCCUUUCCGCAAUAAUGUCCCUUUCACUUGCAAAAGCUGUGGCGAAGUAUACAAUGACUUUGAUGGCUUUGAAUCCCAUAGCACUGUGGUGCACCGGAGGUAUGUGUGUGAGUACUGUGGAAAAAUUUUCACUUCAAAACCAAACCGAGAGCGCCAUGUUCGUUACCACACUGGUGAACGACCCUACAGGUGUGACCUCUGUGGACAAUCAUUCUUCAGAGGAGAUGACCUCAAAUAUCAUCGCACCACUCGGCAUUCAGAUGUCCGACCAUUUAAAUGUAAAAUCUGUUCACUGUACUUUUCCUGGCCUAAGGAUUUGAACCGUCAUCUAAAGACUCACAGCAUCACUGAAGUUUGAAAGUUAUUUUUAAAUAUAUUUGUUUCAAUUAGUUUCUCUCUCUCCUCUCUCUCUCCCUCCCUGAGUGUGUAUGAGUGUCUAGCAGUGGAAACUGCUUUUAAAGUGCUUCAGCUAUUACUGACCACCACAAUGUUUGUCUCCAUCACUAUUGAAAUGUUGGUUGACUAGUAGGGCAAAUUUAUUUUGUGUGAAUCAGCAAAUACGAGCCUUAGUUUUUGAAUGAUUUUUACCUACCAUUCUUCUUUCCCCUGGGUGCAUCAUUGCAAAUACUAGGAGGGGUUAUUAACCUUCAUCUCACUUGUAUGCUGAGUCCCCUUUUAUAUCUUUGCAUUUGGGUAGUUCAUUUAAACUAUAUUUUCAAAAUGUCAAUUGUUAUUUUCAUUAAAAUGACAGCUGAUAGAAACUAAGUUCUACAAAGUUGUCCCCUUCCUCGUUAUGUUCUGAGUUUAAGCCUUGCUCAGAUCAAUCUUGUCAUCAUUCUGGGAUGAAGAAAAUAAGUAACUCCAACAUUUCUGGCCUUGUAUCAAUACAGAAAUCAUUAAGAUGAAGUGGCAGAAACAGUGUAGUGCCUUGUGGUAUUUAGUUACAUAUCUUUGCUGUUUGUCCUUUAUGGUUAAUAAAAACCAGUUUUACUGGAAGUUGUUUAACUAUAACCAUUUUUCUACAAAUCAACGGCCUUGUGUCAAUCUAAGGAGUGACCAUUAUUAAAAUAUCAAUUUCUACACUUGGCAUUUAUUUUAUUUUCCAUAAUUUAUCAAGAAAAAUAUAUUUAAAAAGAUCUUAUCCUUAUUUUAAUUUUAUUUUUUAAUUAAUUUAUGGAAUUAGACAACCACCACUUAUCUCUUCCCUACCCAUUUCUAAAGGCUCAAUUUGAAAUUCCUAUUUUUGGUGCUCUGGUGGCUGCUAAGUUUCCAUAAAUUGCCCAUUCACUGUUACCAUUCCAGGCAGCUGUAAAAGAUAAACACAAAAAAUCAGUAGAUCUAUAUAUAUGUGUGUGUGUGUGUGUGUAUAUAUAUAUAUAUAUAUAUAU